This is a messenger RNA of Menidia menidia (Atlantic silverside), 336 nucleotides long. NCBI's taxonomy places the organism in Eukaryota, Metazoa, Chordata, Actinopteri, Atheriniformes, Atherinopsidae. The record is from the annotation of a GenBank genome assembly.
UUCGCAGAAUCUCAGCAGCACCUCGCGCCUCCAAAACCGACACAGAGACAGGACGAGAUGGUGAUCCAGGUCGUGGUGUACGGCUUCGGUGGGGACAAGAUGACCGUGGACGUCGCGAACAACGAGAAAGAGUUACAGCUGAUGACCGUCCUGCAGCUGAAAAAGAAAAUAGCGCUCAAGCUUCCCGGGAGUCCCGAACGGGCGGUGGUCGACAUGCAGCUGGUCUUCGCCACGAAGAGACUGGACGCGGACACUAAACUGCUCUGUGAAUACGGGAUCCAGCACAGGUCAAUCAUCCAGAUGGUCAUGACGCUGGACGGAGGCCUGGCCGCGUGA